AUGGCCGACUUUAGGGCCUGUCCUCCGGGUAUAGCGAUUCUGAACUUAUUGCUCACAAUCGUGGCGGACGUGAAGUUGCGGUUCUGGUGCCGCUCAUGGAUGGCAGUGAUGGCCAACGCACCCGACACUAGGCCUCAUCACCAUCAAAUUCUUCAUUCCAGUUUAGACUCCAUUCAGGCGCCUGAAUGGCGCAUAUAUUGUGUGUAUUCAGUAAUGAAGGACAGUCCGAUCCUCACAACACAUUAUGUUAUAGUGAUUGGACAUCUCAUAUUUAGAGAUGAAUUCAAUAGUACUUCACUGGAUACAAAUAAGUGGCUUAUAGAGUAUGGAGAAGAUAGUUGCAAGGAGCCAAAUGAUCUUGGUUGUUUCUCGAAUAGUUCAGAAAACAUCCAAAUAAAAAAUGGAAAUCUGUCUCUUAUUGCUGUCCGACGGCACCUGUACUCCAAGAACUACACAACCGCUCAGAUCAUAUCUAAAUACCAAUUCAGAUACGGAAAGUUUGAGAUAAAAGCUUUAUUACCCCGUGGCUGUCCACUCAUGUCGCACAUACUUCUAAUCAGUAACAAUGGCUUUAUUAAUAUUAUGGGUGAUAUGCAGACUGGUUAUAGUCACCACGGAGCUAUUAAACGGAUCAAGCAAAUUCAUACCGUCAUCCAGUUCCUCCCGUUUGGUGAUGAUAUGUUCGUCGAGAAACCUGGCAUCCAGGUCCUGCAUGAUCUCCCACAGGACUGUCCCAAUCGCCCGGAGCGAGCCGUGCGAUGGCGUAAUGAACGACCACUUCGUGCCCCUGAACUCGAGGACCAGCCUGUCGUGGGAACGCCCGCCCCCUGUGCGCCACUGUUGCAGAUGGUGUGUGGGCUGGCAUUUGGCGGGCGUGUAGAGGGACAGCCAGAAGGGCUUCAGUUUCUCGGAUCUGUAGAGAUUAUGGCCAGGGUUAUCGAGGUCACACCCGCAUCACUCAGAUCCCUAUCCUCCGGUUCCUCCAGCACUUCACUAGUGGUGGACCUCUUGAGAUGUGACUCUUUGGCCAAAUCCAUCAAAUGGUUGAACAUAUCUUCGCCGGUCUUUCUGCACAUGUCGUACAACUGUCCCCUCCGUUGCAGUAAAGCGAAGGGUUCGUCAAACUCCACGAUNUGA
Messenger RNA from Oppiella nova, 1137 nucleotides. The record is from the annotation of a GenBank genome assembly. NCBI's taxonomy places the organism in Eukaryota, Metazoa, Arthropoda, Arachnida, Sarcoptiformes, Oppiidae.